AUGCAUGAAGGAAGGUUCAAUUAUGAAGAUAAAGAGAGUCAAAAGACAGAUCCGCAUAUUAGUACAACUGUUCUGAAUGCAUUAAUAUACGAAUAUUUAAUAAAGAGAAAUUAUGCAGGAUCAGCAAAAGUGUUUAAAGUAGAAGGAGAUAUCAGCAAUAUAAAUAUAACACAAGGAUCAAGUGCACUACUAGAUUGGUUUGUAGCAUUCAAUGACCUGUACAAUGUAAGAAGUGGCAGAAGUAAGCCAGCCGGGAUAACAGGCAAGAUUGACACAAUCCUGGGGAAGCCACAAAAAGAAGAAACAAGAAAGGAGUACAAGCCAAGGACAGUGGCAAGUCACCCGAACCCAAUGCACAUCCCAAGUCACACUCCAAACCCAAAUGGAAUCAACAACACAGCAGGAAAUAAUCAUGCUUGGUACAGGAAGGAAGGAGACAUUCUGAAUAGUAUCCUGGAGAUUGACGACCCACAGGAAUAUAGAAAUAAUGAUGGGAGACCAAUAGACAGAAGUACAAAUGAAAAAGCAAGAAAUAGAAGUCACACCACAGGACCAAUGAUGAAGGAAAUAACAAACCUAAGGCUUCAUACUCAAAAAAUCAACAGUAUGACAAUAUGUCAUAGGCAUAAGAUACUGAUAACAGGAGGAAUGGAUGCAUCAAUAUGCGUAGUAGACUUAGUUAAUAUGAGUGAUGUAAUUAAGUUUGAGUCUCAUACGAUGCAAAUCUCCCAAGUGAAAAUUAAAGAAAACACAAAUUCAGUUGAACCUGUAUUAUACUUCGGGAGUGCAUCGUUGGACAGAGAAGCAAAAGUGUACAAAGUCACAAGAGAGAAUGGAAAGUUGAAUGUCUCUUUGUUUUUGUGCCUAAAAGGACACAAGUCAUCCGUAAAGGCAAUUGACUUUGGAGUCUCCAAAGUGUACACCAUGGGGAUAGAUGGUGAACUAAGGAUAUGGGGCAUGGAUGGAGUCUGUCUAGGGGCAUUUGCCCUCAGAAGGACAGUUAAAAUGAUGAUAACCAGGAGUGACAGCAUAAUUGCAGUCUGUGAUGUAAAUUCAAUCUCACUCUUCAACCCAGAGAGUGCUGCCUACAUAAAGGACAUCAGUAACAAAGGCGCAGUAGCUGCAUAUAAGACAGCCAGUAAUAGCAUAUUCGUUGUAAAUGAUGGAGUAAUUAUCUAUGAUAAAUCAUUCUUCACACAAACAAUGAUCCCAUUCCCUUCAGAUAAAAUUCAAUCAGUCUGUGCCAUCUCAGGAAGACUCUUCCUAGGGGGUUACCAAAUGGUAUACGAGGUACAAGAUAAAAAUGUCUACAAAAUGCAAAUGUACGAUGGAAUGGUCACAGCCAUGGAGGGAACCAUAAUAGGCAACAGGGCAAUACUCCUGACAGGCGGACAAAAUGGAGAAGUUAAAGUAUGGGAAGUUCCAGAGAGACCAGACAAGUAA
Molecule: messenger RNA, 1443 nt
Organism: Nematocida ausubeli
Lineage: Eukaryota; Fungi; Microsporidia
Exons: 1
Coding region: 1-1443 (480 amino acids)
Molecular function (GO): protein binding; transcription corepressor activity
Source: RefSeq, a predicted model, not a curated record